This is a messenger RNA of Penicillium argentinense, 3783 nucleotides long. RefSeq lists its product as uncharacterized. NCBI's taxonomy places the organism in Eukaryota, Fungi, Ascomycota, Eurotiomycetes, Eurotiales, Aspergillaceae. The record is from RefSeq and is a predicted model, not a curated record. Bases 1 to 3783 code for a protein of 1260 amino acids. Gene Ontology annotation, molecular function: hydrolase activity. The transcript has 2 exons.
AUGAUGAGGCUUCUGUGUUGGUUUUUCUGGGCCUUUCAGGCGGCCGCCCAAUUUGAAAGCAUUAGUCCUGCAGGAACCGAACUUACCUUUACGAUUCAUGUCCCUCAGGACACGGCCGAUUCAGGGAAGGGCCCGAUCUUCUUCCAACUGAACACCACGAGCCCCGUACAAUGGUUCGCGCUUGGACAAGGCACUCAAAUGCGCGGUGCCAACAUGUUCGUCGUGUACACCUCUGCUAGCGGAAACAACAAUGUGACUGUCUCCCCACGCCUCGGCCAGGGCCAUGUCAUGCCGGAACAUAAUGCGGACGCGGAUGUUUCCGUGUUGGAGGGCAGUGGCUUCUUCAACGAUGAGAUCAUCUCCGCGAGCAUUCGAUGCGACAGCUGUAUUAGCUGGGACGGCGGCAGCCUGGAUGUGACCAGUGCAUCCAGUCCUUGGAUCUGGGCUGUCAAGUAUGGAACUCCAUUGGGUAGUGAUAGCGUGUCCGCCGGGAUCAGCUAUCAUGACACACAGGGGACCGCAACUGUGAAUUUGGAGAAGGCUACGGGGCAGUUAUCUGCCAGUUCGGACUCGAAUGCGAAUCCAUUCCUCCAACUGUCCAGCGCGACAGUGUCCUCCGCGGAGAGUGGUGCCCCGUUCGACACUGUCGCGCUGAACCGGAAGAAGCUUGCUCAUGCAAUUCUGAUGACUUUGGUGUUUGUCGUGUUCUUCCCCUUUGGCGCCCUGGCACUUUACGUAUUCCCUUCGACCAUUGUCACCCACGCCACGCUGCAGCUCUUCAACCUUGUGAUCGCCAUCGCCGGACUAGGCAUCGGGGUUUCCAUGGCGAAGCAGAUCCAGCUCAGCAACCACCAUCACCCGAUCAUUGGAUUGGUUGUGGUGAUUGGCCUCGUUGUUCUUCAACCAGCCAUGGGUCUGUUGCAGCACCGGCAUUACCGCAAGAGCGUUGGCGAUGGCAGCUCUGGUAAAGGGCCGUUUGCCUAUCUCCACCGGUGGUUUGGACGCAUGAUGAUCGUGCUAGGCAUUAUCAAUAUGGGACUCGGAUUUCGGCUGACGGGAUUUCAGGAUCCCUAUGCACCUCGCGGGGCAGUGAUCGCGUGUAGUGUCGUGGCCGGAGUGGUGGCCAUCGUGUAUAUAGCGAUUCUGGUCCUCGCGGCAUACCUGCAUCGGAAGUCGCACCACAACAAACCGUCCGUCCAUAUUACCUACGACGAGGGGAUUCAAAUCACCCGCCAAUUCCUCUACUAUGCGUCCAAGCACCCCGUCGAAGAUAUCCAGGCCUUCACCAGCCAGUGGGUCCCGAGUCCUCACUGGGUAAGAACCGAGACCGUCGCGAUCCCCGAUGAAUACCUGUCGACGGCUGCCCAGGCAGUCAUGAAGCAGCUGGGACCAAAGGGAAUUGUCCGCGUGGGCGGUGAACAAUGGUGGCAAUGGCGAGGACCGUCGGAGGAGCUCAAGGGAGAAUGGGUCGAGAUGCGCAGCCAUCACAACGAGACCAAGAAGGCCAAUGCAAAAAGCAAUCGCAUCAUGCUGUAUAUCCACGGAGGCGCGUACUUCUUCGGCAGCGUGGACACGCAUCGGUAUAUGAUGCAGCGCCAUGCGCGCAAGCUGAAGGGUCGCGUAUUUGCCCCCGAAUAUCGCCUCUCUCCCCAGUUCCCCUUCCCGUGCGCGAUUCAGGAUUGUCUCGCGUCCUAUCUGUGGCUCCUGAGAUCAUACGACCCCACGGAAAUCAUCAUUGCUGGUGACUCGGCGGGUGGUGGAAUGGCGCUGUCGCUGAUGGUCAUUAUGCGUGAUCAGGGGAUCCCUUUACCCGCAGGGGCGAUUCUCAUUUCACCAUGGGUGGAUCUCACGCACUCCAUGCCGAGCAUCGUCGAGGACAACCCCGGCGAUUAUAUUCCCCCCAAUGGCUUCCGCCACAAACCGUCUACCGCGUGGCCCCCGCCCAAUACCGACGAAAUCCUCAAGAUCAAGAAACUCUCCCACAAGCCAACCAUCACCGCGAAGGAGGUCAACGAGACAAUCCCUGUGGCCAAUAGCAAUGCCGAGGAGACGGCUGUCCAGGGAUACACCUUACACGCCAAGAAGGAAGUCACCCCGGGCCAUGCCUAUCCGGGCAUGCAGCAAAGCUCGGACUCGAACACUGUGCACGCCGAGCCAGACAAUAUCCACGUCGUGUUAGAGGGCAAGACAGUCGAGCUCAAAGAUCAAAUUCAGAUGUACACGACGAACCAGUUAAUUUCGCAUCCCCUGGUGUCACCAAUUCUUCAACCGUCACUCGGCGGGCUCCCUCCGCUGCAGAUCCUCAGCGGCGGUGGUGAAAUGCUUCGCGAUGAGCAGUUCUACGUGGCUCAUAAGGCCGCCAAUCCCAAAUUGUACCCUCCCAGUGACGUGUAUCUUGAUGAGUUCGAUCCUGACCGGAAAACUCUCAACAAGUACGAGCCCACAUAUGUGCAUUUCCAACUGUGGGACAACCUGUGUCAUGUGGCCCCAACGUUCAGCUUUUCUCGGCCAGCCAAGUACAUGUUCCGGGCAAUCUCUCAGUUCGGCUCUUGGGCACUAGCUCGUGCUCAGAAGCACGGAGUUGAUAUUGUGGAUGAUAACGUGGUUUCGUCAGUAUCGUCAAGCGGCACAGAGAGCAGCUCGAGUCCCGGCCGUAGCAAAGGUCAGAAGAUACCACGCACAGAAACGGGGAUGUCGUUCGUGGGUAAAGCGGGUGAUCCUCUUCCGGCAUUCCACCAGCACAUGCUCCGCGAAAGAGUCGAUAAGCGUGGACGCACCUUUCCACUCGACCCGCCAUCAUCAUAUCCGGUACUCGACAUUCCACAUGAGAAAAUCGGUGCGGUCAAUCCAGAACUCAUCAAGAAGUGGCUAGACGCGAAACAUGAGUGGGACACGAAGUUCGCGAAAGAAAAGCUGCGGGUUCAAGGUCGUCGCAUCAAGGAGAUGGCACAUGGCUUCCAAGACUUCAACGGCGAGUGUCCACCUCCAAGCUCCUUGGCUGCUCGUCGGGCGGCACCCGGUGUACUCCCGAACCGCCACGCCAAGAAGAACUAUGGAUUGAUGCUCUGGAGUGGGUGGGGCAGCAAGCACGAUGAACGUACCCUCAAAAAGGAACAGCAGGCAGAGCAAUCUGGUCGUCGCUCGACCCGCACAAGUGUUGAUGCGGGUCAAGCCGGCACAUACUCAAGCGAGCCUGCUAUAGCUCAGCAGAGUGGGACCGAUAAAGACUCCCAAGCCGCUGCUUCCAGUGCAGGGGUGGCCUCUUGGGAUUCGGUUGGCGAACACAAACAAUCAACCGGAAAUUUGGCUUCACGCGCUUCAGGUUACCCUGAAUCUGCCCCCACUCGACCAAUCUCGCAGAAGAGUGGCGGCCCCUUGCUCAUUCUCCCUGAAGUCGACAAUCGCAAGCUUAAGGAUGAAAAUGCAAGCACGAGAGCCCUUUUUCACGCUGCCAUGACCUCGAAUUCCUCUCUCCCUCAGCUCAAUGGUCGGCCGUCCUCCGUGGCUGGGCGCAGCGAGUUCUUGUCUGACGAUGCCAGUACUAUCGGAGGCGAAAGAGAUGCUGGAACCUCUGGUGUUACAACGGAUGCAGUGAGCACCCGAGCAGUAUUGAGUGCCAAGGGUGUUGUCGGCUUGGUUGGCGGAGGUGACAGUGGACGUCUUUCGACCGAGACUUCUUCCGUACGUGCUGCCCUUUCGGACGGAGAAGCUCGAGAGUCUACCUCUCGUCGACCAGAGAUGCCAGACCGGGAAGUCUUCAAGACUGCCGAUGAGAAGCUGUAG